AUGCGGUUCGCUCAAGCGCUCGGCGCUGCCGCUCUGGCUUCUCUCGCCUCACUCGCGACUGCGUCCUCUCCCAUCCUUGCGCAAUACUGGCCGGCAUACAACUCCGAGCAGCAGUCUGUCAGCCAGAUUCCUUGGACGUACAGCUCGAAGAACGGGAUCGCCUACUACUUUGUCACCAUCACUACGAAGGACGGCUUCGAAGUCCCGGCGGAUCAACCCAAAACCGACAUCAACAAGUUCGUGUCGGCCGCCAAGGCCAACGGCGUUCGACCCGUCUUCUCUGUCGGCGGGUGGGACGGCAGUAUCCACUUCAGCGACCUCGUCAAGACAGCGAGCAAGCAAGCAACCUUCGCCAAGCAGAUCAAGAGCUUUAUGGACAAGUACGGCUUCGUGGGCGUCGAUCUGGACUGGGAGUACCCGAACGGCGUCGGCAUCGGCUGCAACGCUGUCAGCGGAGACGACUCCGCCCAUCUCCUAGCCUUCCUCAAAGUCCUUCGUAGCCAGAUUGGCUCGUCAAAGCUCAUCACGGCGGCAGUCUCCACGGACGGCUUCCUGGGCGCGAACGGUAAGGCGCUCUCGGACUUCAAGCCGUACGGGCAGUACCUCGAUUACAUCAACCUGAUGACUUACGACAUUGCCGGUUCGUGGUCGUCGACGACUGGACCGGAUUCGCCCCUGCGCAAGUGCUCGAGCGACAGCAGCGUGCAGACUGCCAUCAAGCUGUGGACGUCUCGAGGAUUCCCAGCGAGCAAGAUCCUUCUCGGCGUGCCCGCCUACGCCAUCAGCUUCACGACGAAGUCGUCGUCACUCUCGACGACCAAGAUCAACAACAAGUGGUCCAGCAAGGCGUACCAGCCUUGGACGGGCGUCGUCCCGAUGGGCGCUCCCGGCGACUCGAACGCCCCGACAACGGAUGUCUGCGGCACAAAGACGGCGGCCUACUCGGGACAGUGGCAGUUCAAGGACCUCGUUGCCAACGGCCUCGUGAGCAGCGACGGUAUGCACGGCAAGAACGGCUACAAGCGCUACUUCGACCAGUGCUCGCAGGCUCCCUUCCUCUUCAACCCUUCGAAGAAGCACUACAUCUCGUAUGAGGACUCGAGGAGUGUCGCGGUCAAGACUGCCUACGCAAAGCAGCAAGGCCUCGGUGGUGUUUUCGUCUUCGACUCGGCCGGCUUCACCAAUGAGGUUUACUCGUCUCUCAGGUCGAGUCUUUACUCUCGCAAAUCUCGUCGGCACGAGCUCCCCGCUCUUCACGCUUAA
This is a messenger RNA of Rhodotorula toruloides NP11, 1263 nucleotides long. RefSeq names its product glycoside hydrolase family 18 protein. The transcript is spliced from 11 exons. Bases 1 to 1263 code for a protein of 420 amino acids. The record is from RefSeq and is a predicted model, not a curated record. Gene Ontology annotation, molecular function: chitin binding; chitinase activity. Gene Ontology annotation, biological process: carbohydrate metabolic process; chitin catabolic process. Gene Ontology annotation, cellular component: extracellular region. Lineage: Eukaryota; Fungi; Basidiomycota; Microbotryomycetes; Sporidiobolales; Sporidiobolaceae.